AUGGCUCCAAACUCUUUCAUAACACCUGGGGGUCUGCAACAAAGACCUGAAGUAAAUAUAAAUGAGUCACCGCAAACGGACACUUUACCAUCAAAUUAUUUCACACAGAGUUGGUCUGAAUGGACAUCGCUAGUAUCUCAACAAAAACCACAAAUACCUAAGCCACCAACUGAUUCUCUGAAACUUCAACAGUAUAUCAUCAAUAGCAAUGGCUGGUGGCCUGUAUUUGGCGGUGAGCCAAAGCUAAAAAGAAAAUGUGGCUCCUCGACCUCGGCUUUUGUUACUUCGCCGACGUCUAAACAAACUCCUGUUAGUUUGGUCCCUUCUGAAUUCUCAAAACGACGAAAAAUACAUAAUUGUCCACAUUUCUCGUCACAAUUUUCGUGUAAAAAUUAUCUCGCUGUCGAUUGGGAUCCUGAAGAGAACGAUUUUCGUACCGCUGAACCACCUAGGACUACGACCUCUGCGUUGCCGCAAGAAAAUUUCGCUGCUGUCACCAGUAGGAUAUUGUUGGUUCGAAGAUUGAAAGCAAAACAAGGAAAUAUAUCAAAGGGUGAUGCUGCUUCAAGAUUUCGUAAAAAUAUCUUGGUGAAAGUGGCUCAAGGCGGUGUUACUUAUGGUGAUCUAAAUACAGUGAUUGAAAGUCCAGCAAAUGAUGCUGAUGUUAUAAUUAAGCGGCCUUGGAGAGACGGCACAACAGAGCCGGGGGAAGGUACUUUUGAAGAAUUAAAAAGCUUACGGCAUAGGCGUGCUAGUGAAUUAAAUUUGCGAAGAACCUGCCAAAUCUUUCCAAAUGCGACAUCGGCUCAUGAGCUUUUAGAACAAGCUCGUGAAUACUUUCGUGUCCAUAAAGGUCUCUUUCCAACUUUGGUUGGUGGGUUACCUUCGCCCCCGCUCCCCUCGACGAACAGAAGAGGAACCUUUCUGGCGACUGGAAAAUUUGAAGGUUCCUGUGGAUCUUUAUCCUUUACGACUUCACCGAAUGAAUCGCCGUGUUUUAGCUCUGCGGCUCCAUCCUCAUCAAGAAAUCAACGGCCUUCUGAUUAUCCUUACGGCGGCAUCAUAGUCCCAAGUAUUAGCAGCAACAUAAAGCCAACCGUUAAGAACUCUUCCGAUUCGUCAUUCGUACAUAGAGAUUAUUUUGGGCACGUUUCUUCUCCUCCCGUAGCAAAAAUAAUGUGA
Molecule: messenger RNA, 1182 nt
Organism: Dentiscutata erythropus
Lineage: Eukaryota; Fungi; Glomeromycota; Glomeromycetes; Diversisporales; Gigasporaceae
Source: the annotation of a GenBank genome assembly